This is a messenger RNA of Marmota flaviventris (yellow-bellied marmot), 3974 nucleotides long. RefSeq names its product ERCC excision repair 6 like, spindle assembly checkpoint helicase (gene Ercc6l). The record is from RefSeq and is a predicted model, not a curated record. Gene Ontology annotation, molecular function: DNA translocase activity; ATP binding. NCBI's taxonomy places the organism in Eukaryota, Metazoa, Chordata, Mammalia, Rodentia, Sciuridae.
UGAAAGAGGCCAAAGAAGCAACUAAAAAUGGAGAUCUGGAAGAAGCAUUUAAGCUUUUCAAUUUGGCAAAGGACAUUUUUCCCAGUAAAAAGCUGAUGAGCAGAAUCCAAAAGCUACAGGAAGCCAUGGAGGAGUUAGCAGAACAAGAUGAUGAUGAAUUUACAGAUGUGUGCAACUCUGGCCUGCUGCUUUAUCGAGAGUUGUACAACCAACUCUUUGAGCACCAAAAGGAAGGCAUAGCUUUUCUCUAUAGCCUAUACAGAGAAAAAAGAAAAGGGGGUAUCUUGGCAGAUGAUAUGGGAUUGGGGAAGACUGUUCAAAUUAUUGCUUUCCUUUCUGGUAUGUUUGAUGCUUCACUUGUGAAUCAUGUGCUAUUGAUCAUGCCAACUAAUAUCAUUAGCACAUGGGUAAAAGAAUUCGCCAAGUGGGCUCCAGGAAUGAGAGUCAAAACUUUUCAUGGCCCUAGCAAGGAUGUACGCACUAGAAGCCUCAAUAGGAUUCAGCAAAGGAAUGGUGUCAUAAUCACUACAUACCAAAUGUUAAUCAAUAAUUGGCAGCAGCUUUCAAGCUUUAAUGGCCAAAAUUUUGUGUGGGAUUAUGUCAUCCUUGAUGAAGCACAUAAAAUAAAAAGCUCAUCUACUAAGUCAGCAAUAUGUGCUCGUGCUGUCCCUGCACGUAAUCGCAUCCUCCUCACAGGAACUCCAAUCCAGAAUAAUUUACAAGAACUAUGGUCUCUAUUUGAUUUUGCUUGCCAAGGGUCCCUGCUAGGAACAUUAAAAACAUUUAAAAUGGAGUAUGAAAAUCCUAUUAUUAGAGCAAGAGAGAAGGAUGCUACCCCAGGAGAGAAAGCCUUGGGAUUUAAAAUAUCUGAAAGCUUAAUGGAAAUUAUAAAACCUUAUUUUCUCAGGAGGACUAAAGAAGAAGUACAGAAAAAAAAGUCAUGCAACUCAGAAGUCAGACUUAUUGAGAAGAAUCCAGGUGUUGAUGCCGUCUGUGAAAUGCCUUCCCUUUCCAGGAAAAAUGAUUUAAUCAUCUGGAUACGUCUUGUACCUUUACAAGAAGAAAUAUACAGGAAAUUUGUGUCUCUAGAUCACAUCAAGGAGUUGUUGACGGAGACCCGUUCACCUCUGGCUGAGCUAGGUGUCCUGAAAAAGUUGUGUGAUCAUCCUAGGCUUCUGUCUGCACGGGCUCGUUGUUUGCUCAAUCUAGGGAAUGGCAAAUUUUCUGCUCAAGAUGGCAGUGAGGAAGAGGAUUCCUCAGAUAUGGACAACAUUGAUCAUGUAACUGAUGAUACAUUGAGGCAAGAAUCUGGAAAAAUGAUAUUCUUAAUGGACCUUCUGAAGAGACUGCGAGAUGAAGGACAUCAAACUCUGGUAUUUUCCCAAUUGAGAAAAAUUUUAAACAUCAUUGAACGCCUCUUAAAGAAUAUGCACAUUAAGACAUUGCGUAUCGAUGGCACCAUUACUCAUCUUUUGGAAAGAGAAAAAAGAAUUAACCUGUUCCAGCAAAAUAAAGAUUACUCUGUUUUUCUGCUUACCACUCAAGUAGGUGGUGUUGGCUUAACAUUAACUGCAGCAACUAGAGUGAUCAUUUUUGACCCAAGCUGGAACCCUGCAACUGAUGCUCAAGCUGUGGAUAGAGUUUACCGAAUUGGACAAAAAGAAAAUGUUGUGGUUUAUAGGCUAAUCACUUGUGGGACUGUAGAGGAAAAAAUAUACAGACGACAGGUUUUCAAGGACUCAUUAAUCAGACAAACAACUGGUGAUAAGAAGAACCCAUUCCGCUAUUUCAGUAAACAAGAAUUAAGAGAGCUCUUUACAAUUGAGGAUUUUCAGAACUCUGCAACCCAGUUGCAGCUUCAGUCUCUGCAUGCUGCUCAGAGGAGAUCUGAUAAGAAACUAGAUGAACAUAUUACCUACCUGCACUCUCUGGGGAUAGCUGGAAUCUCAGACCAUGAUUUGAUGUACACAUGUGAUAUGUCUGCUAAAGAGGAGGUCAGUGUGAUAGAAGAAUCUCAGUAUAUUCAACAAAGAGUUCAGAAAGCUCAAUUCCUUGUUGAAUUUGAGUCUCAAAAUAGGAUGGAACAACAAACUGGAAAUGAGGGGGCCUGGGAAAAAGUACCCGUGUUUCCUUCUCAAACAAAGAAGAAAUGCCCUGAAUUGAACAAACCACAGCCUCCGCCUUCUCCUCUUCUAACUAUUCAUCCUACCCAAGAAGAAGAUAUCAGUUUUCAAAUGGCAAAUAUAAACAUUAAUGAACAGUCCAAAGAGAGUGACACACAAGAUCUUUCCAGUGUACAGAUAAACGUUACCAUGCUGCAAGAUAGUAAGUACCCACAUGAAAAUACACUGGAGGCUGACUUUGUAGCUACAUUACCCAAAGAGAUGGGAAGUGUUGAAGGAACUUGUACUGACUUAUUAUUGGGAACAGCAAAAAACAUUGAAACAGAAAAUGAGGCUCUGCAAAAAGAGGCAUCACAAGAGAGGCCUGAGCAAGAGGCACUGCAAGAGAGCCCCCGGGGAAGUUUUAAUUAUUUACUUAGCCAACCCAUGAAAGCUGAUCUUGGGCCAAAUCUAGAUCUACAGGAUGAUGAGAUUUUACAAGACUCUAAUCCCUGGCCCAUAACAAGUGAAAAUAAAAAUACAGAAUCGGAUGCAUCUGUUAUUGCACUAUCUGAUGACUCAUUGGCAUCCAAUAGUGCAGUGCAGGAUACUCAAGUAAAUGAGGCCAACUCAGAAAGGGAAAUUUUAGCAUCUUCACAAUAUAUGUGUGAUUUCAAUCUUUUUCUGGAAGACUCUACAGACAAUAGACAAAAUCUCUCUAGCCAGUCUUUAGAGCAUGCUGAGAAUGAAAAUAGCUUGUGUGGCUCUGUAGGUAAUUCUACAGCAGAGUCUGUGCAUAGCAACACACAUCCCAGUUUGGAUCUUUCUGAUAAGAAAGAUGAUGAAUCAGUAGUAGUAGUUAAUGUCAAAUCCAGAAGCAAAUCUAGAAGGAUUGUUUCAGAUGAUGAGGAUGAUUUUUUUAAAGGUACUUCAAACAUAAGUCCAAUCAACACAUCUCCCUUUCAGUUCUCAUCUGUGAAACAGUUUAAUGCUUCAACUCCUAAAAAUGACACCAGUCUAUCUAGAGGAUUCUUUUCACCUAAAAUAUCCGAUGGUAUAAAUAAGUCUAUAAACUCAAGAAAAUCCCUGGCUUCUAGGAGGUCUCUGAUUAAUGUGGUUUUAGACCACGUGGAGGAUAUGGAGGAAAGAUUUGACAACAGCAGUGAAACAGAGGGUGCUGAAGAUGAUUGGGAAGAAGAAAAAAGCAGUGAUGAAGACUCAGAACAUACAGAAGAGGGUCCUUCUAGAGAAAUGAUGUCUUCAGAAAAUAAGUUCAGUGGGCUAACUGUGUCUAAACCACUAGAUUCUAGCCUACAGACCUCUGCUGAUGUCCCUGAGCCUUUGCCAGGUGCAGUGUUGAUUGAUUCGCCCCAGGACAAGUCAGUGGAGGCUGCAGAUGACUACGAGACUCUUGUAACUCGUGGAAAAGAACUGAAAGAAUGUGGAAAAAUACAGGAGGCCCUCAACUGCUUUGUUAAAGCACUUGACAUAAAGAGUGCAGAUCCUGAAGUCAUGAUGAUGACUUUGGGUUUGUAUAAGCAACUUAAUAGCAAUUGAGAGUUCCAUAAUCUAUUUGUUGUAUUUUAAAAUGAAAGAGAAUAUGAGAUAAUUUUUAAAGUUCCAUCAUUGGGUUCUUUGGGAGCAUGAAGCAUUUAUGUUAAGAAAAAUCUCAAAAAGCAAAUUUUAUUUCUACUCCCUGGUUCUUACCUUGCCCCUCAUAUAUAAAUUCUGUUUUCUGAGCAUGAGGUUAAUAUUUCCACACUUGAGUAUUGUUUUAUUUUAGGCAUAAUCUAUUAAUUUUACUGUUUGUGUUGUUUACUUUAUUAAAACUUUCUAGAGAAGUUUUUAUAAAACUAUUCUGGCUACUUUAUU